Molecule: messenger RNA, 707 nt
Organism: Orussus abietinus
Lineage: Eukaryota; Metazoa; Arthropoda; Insecta; Hymenoptera; Orussidae
Gene: CUTA
Product: protein CutA homolog
Exons: 7
Coding region: 184-555 (123 amino acids)
Biological process (GO): response to metal ion
Molecular function (GO): copper ion binding
Source: RefSeq, a predicted model, not a curated record
UUUACUUGGUCUAAGAUGGGACUUUGAGCUCUGGCCACAUAUUCUUACAUGUUUCGAACGAACUUUUUGAAGGUUAGGUAAUCUCAUGUUAGGUUAUGCUAUACCACAGGUUAUCUUAGUUUACUUUCGGAGUACCAAUCGAUAAGAGCCUCCAGAUUUCUCUGCGUACAGGGAAAUAGAACGAUGACUGACUUUGCUGGCACUUAUUCCGUGGUAUAUGUAACUACACCAAAUGUCGAGGUGUCUCGAAAUAUCGCACAAGGUUUGGUGACAAAUAAAUUGGCUGCGUGUGUCAACAUUAUUCCUCAAAUCAUAUCCAUAUACGAGUGGGAAGACAAGAUAGAAGAGAACAGUGAACAACUUCUGAUGAUCAAAUCCAGAACUGAAGUAGUUGAUGCAUUAACGAAAUUUGUUAAAGAAAUACAUCCAUAUAAGGUCUGCGAAGUCAUCUCGUUACCAAUCCAGAACGGUAAUGCCGACUACCUUAAGUGGAUCGGAGAAGUUGUACCACCGAUUAAGAAAUCAGAUCAGCAGACAGAGAAAGCCAAUUCUUAAAUGGAAAUUCCGUUUCCUAUAAUGUCGCUUUAAAGCUACAUUUUCUUGUGAUAUUCUAGACCAUUUACAUAAUUUCCUUCUAUUACCAUUUCAACAAAACAUUGAUUUGUUUGUACUGUUCUUUGGGAUGAAAUACAUGACACUUACUUGAU